AUGGAUGUGUAUUUUGAGACCCGAAUGGGGAAACCAUUUUGCAUUGAAAUCGGCUACUUCGAUACUGUUCUUGAAAUCAAAGAAAAAAUCCAGAAAUAUCAAGGCAUUCCAGUCUCUAAACAGACCCUGAUUUUCAAGGGCCAGUAUCUUGAAGAUGGACGUGACGUGGAAUAUUGUGAAAUUUUUCAUAAUUCUCGAAUCCAGCUCAUGUUGACACCAGACGCUACUGUGAAGCUCGAGGACUCCCCUGCAAAGACGUCGAAAAUGCAGGUUCUGGUACGGAUGGCCUCGUCGAAAAAACAAGUGGAGGUGGACGUGGAGGACAGUAUUAUGCAGUUGAAGGAGAAAAUUUUGGAAGUAGGAGGUGCGGCUCUGAACGGGAGAGAUUUUUCGGUUUUUUUGCAUGGGAAUGAGGUGUAUGAGAAUAAGUUCGUACGAGACUACGAAAUUAGUGAUAAUUCGGAGAUUGAUGUUUUGGUUAAGCCUUUGCAGCAUAGUAGUGUGACCACACUGGCACCUGCAACAUCUGGGGGCGCUAAUUCUAAUUCUAAUUUUAAUUCAAAGAAAUUGAAGAUUUUUGUUUCGACGCAGUGUGGCACGAAUAAAAUUCCGGUGGAGAUCAAUGCGUCUGAUAUCGUGGAUGAGCUGAGGAGGGAGCUCAGGAGGCUACAAGAGGUCCUUCAUUUUAGUCUUCCUCCGGAGGGAUAUUUUUUUAUUUACAAACAGAAUGUGAUGGAGGAUGAUAGAUCUUUCAGAUGGCACCAUGUUUGUAAUGGGGACAUGAUCGAAAUCUUCAAUGGGAGUGUUACUGGUGGAUCAUCUUGA
Molecule: messenger RNA, 825 nt
Organism: Daucus carota subsp. sativus
Lineage: Eukaryota; Viridiplantae; Streptophyta; Magnoliopsida; Apiales; Apiaceae
Product: ubiquitin domain-containing protein 7SL RNA1
Exons: 1
Coding region: 1-825 (274 amino acids)
Biological process (GO): proteasome-mediated ubiquitin-dependent protein catabolic process
Cellular component (GO): cytosol; nucleoplasm
Molecular function (GO): ubiquitin binding; proteasome binding; polyubiquitin modification-dependent protein binding
Source: RefSeq, a predicted model, not a curated record